Molecule: messenger RNA, 609 nt
Organism: Aphanomyces invadans
Lineage: Eukaryota; Oomycota; Saprolegniomycetes; Saprolegniales; Verrucalvaceae
Exons: 3
Coding region: 1-609 (202 amino acids)
Biological process (GO): tetrahydrobiopterin biosynthetic process
Molecular function (GO): 4-alpha-hydroxytetrahydrobiopterin dehydratase activity
Source: RefSeq, a predicted model, not a curated record
AUGGCAACCAUCGACCCACCAUCUCCGAUCGCUGCCGCCACGGUCGGCAAGGACGAGAGCGCCGCGCCAAUUGCAGCGUCUGUUCGCAAAGUUGGUCGCCCAAAGUCCCUCAUUCAUGCGGAAUUCGAAUGGUCUCCAAAGUUCGGGGAGCUCAAGUGCGACCAGGCCAAGUGCAAGCACUGCGGUUGGAGGGGUGCAUACUCCAAGCAAAACAUGGAUCGCCACUGGAAAAACUGCCUACAGAGACCUCGUGACGACAUUGCGGUGGAGGCGAGACGCCGCUUCCUCAGCACCGUGCCAAAGCGACUGACGUCGACGGAACGCUCGUUGGGUCUAGCGAAAAUCCCUGACUGGAAGGUCGUUGAAGGCCGUGAUGCUAUCUACCGCCGCUUCGACUUCAAGGACUUCAAUGAAGCAUGGGGCUUCAUGUCCCGCGCGGCUCUUGUGGCCGAACAAACGAACCACCAUCCCGAGUGGUUCAACGUGUACAACCGAGUCGACGUCACGUUGAGCACCCAUGAUUGCAAUGGGCUGUCCCAAAACGACAUCAACUUUGCCACCAAGUUGGACGAGUUUGCCAUCGGUCUCAAGUCGCAGCACGAUAUAUAG